GCCACUGCUGACCGCCUCCAGGACCUUCAACGAAAACUGAAAGUCUACAUCGAACUUCUCAGUGAUUGCGAGUUAGAAAGCAGUAGAGAGAAUGAGGCUACGCUUGAUGAGCUGAUGCGAGUGAAUGAGAAGAUUAAUGUUAAUAUCCAACAAUUCCAGUCAUUCCAGAAAAUGCGCCUUGGCCAGCAGGAGUCGUUUGACCUCUACGACGAUAGAAGUAGGAAGCAUGCUGCGCCGGCUGUUUGA
This is a messenger RNA of Dibothriocephalus latus, 246 nucleotides long. Lineage: Eukaryota; Metazoa; Platyhelminthes; Cestoda; Diphyllobothriidea; Diphyllobothriidae. The record is from the annotation of a GenBank genome assembly.